This is a messenger RNA of Daphnia carinata, 1594 nucleotides long. Its product is annotated as perilipin-2-like. Gene Ontology annotation, biological process: positive regulation of triglyceride storage; lipid storage. NCBI's taxonomy places the organism in Eukaryota, Metazoa, Arthropoda, Branchiopoda, Diplostraca, Daphniidae. Gene Ontology annotation, cellular component: cytosol; lipid droplet. The coding region runs from base 191 to 1300 and encodes 369 amino acids. The transcript is spliced from 8 exons. The record is from RefSeq and is a predicted model, not a curated record.
ACAUAAGUCGUCGUCAUCGCGUUUUGAUUUCAGUGACACAGUGGUCCGUUGUCCUGAGUGGUACUUGUGCAGAGUUCCAGCAUUCGACCGGUUUCACCCGUAGCGUGAGUCUUUCAUUUUAUUAGCGUAAGGGAAAAGGAAUAUCAAGGACAAGCCAGUUGUACCAGAAACAUCUGAGACAUCAAACAUCAUGGUUCAAUCUGAAACUCCCCAAAUGCCAGAGUUCUUGUCUCGAGUAGCCAACCUUCCUGUUGUUCACUCAGCUAUUGACUAUGCUUCUGAUACAUAUAUGAAAGCAAAGGAUUCGAGUCCGUCGCUGAUUAAGAAGACUUGGUCCACCGCGGAAGAUACUAUUAACUUCGCUGCCAGUCGUGUUUUGCCCAUCGUCCAAAAUACUUUUGAGGGGCCUAUCCAUGCUGUUGACACGCUGGCCUGCAAAACUUUAGACAAAGUAGAAGAAACAUUGCCAGUUGUCACCAAGACUACGGAAGAAAUUAUGACAAAUACUCGUUCGUACGUUAACGGAAAGUUACAACCUGUUCAAAGUGGGGUUUCCUCUGCCGUUGACGUUGUUUCCGGAGCAACGGAUAGGCUGCUUGACAACCGCCUCGGACGGUUGACGCUCAAUACGGUGGAAUUCAGCAUCUCUACUGUUCAUGAUUUCAUUGACUAUUUCAUUCCCCCCAUUACCGGCGAAACCGUGAUUGAUAGUCCUGUUGUUCCGGCAAAACCGUCAGGAAAAAUCAUGUGGACUAUUCGUCGAAGCUUCGACGCCCUAAUCAAAGUUCAGAAUCGUCUUUUAUCUCGCGCUCAGCAGACUUUAUACCAUCAAGCUUGUAAUGCUUUGGUUGCAAUUGGCGGUCUGGUAGAUCUUCUCGGAUGGAUACAACUGAAUUGGCAAGAGUUAAUGGUGAAAAGCGUGAGCGUUAAGUUGCAUGAAGUUGCUACAUACUAUCGUGGAUCAGCUGAUGGCGAUAGGAAAGGUCAAAGCAAUUGGUUUGACGACGUCGUCUUCCUGGCUAGCUAUUUCGCUAACCAAUGUGUGCAUUAUAUCCGUGGCGCUAUCAGCGCUACGAUUGGAAUUCUGGAUUCCCAGCCCGUUAGAGCACUUCGCCUUCAGCUUUCCCUCGCUCUGGCUGCUACGUUGGACUUUGCUACCCAAGUCAUUCAAACCCUGACAUCAGAUAACAUGCUGGAAAGAACUGAAAAAUUUCUUCAAGCUGAAUUCCCCCUCGUUCUCAAUGCCCUAGUGGCGGCUAAAAAUAUGGUCGUUAGUCCCCCCAAGGAAAAAUUACAAUAGGUAACCUCAAUGUUGAAUCUCCUUCCCCGACGACGAGGCCAUUGUAUACGUUAACAAACGUUCUAUCUGGUUCGAUCCCCUCGGUUUCCUACUUUUUUUUUUCUUGUUUCUUUUUUUUGAAAGUUUGGGUGGUUUAUAAUUGCCUUUCUGGUGGUUGGGUUUUAAGCUUAAUUACUUUUUAUAUUCCCCUCGUUUUUUAACUACUUCAAAUGUUUCAUGUAGUACCUAGCUGUGUUCUGUUGAGAUGAAUUUAAGCAUCAAUUGGGGAUGCAAUAAACUAUUAUUCACGCUUAA